Messenger RNA from Caenorhabditis sp. 36 PRJEB53466, 1239 nucleotides. The record is from the annotation of a GenBank genome assembly. Lineage: Eukaryota; Metazoa; Nematoda; Chromadorea; Rhabditida; Rhabditidae.
AUGCUCGACACAUUGUGGGAGUUGCGACAAGCACUUCCAAUCUACCUUCUAACCGUCACAUUCGGACUUGCCGUCACCUGCAGUUUCACUCUUCUAUGCCCGCAUGUGUGCCGAUUGAUACCUGCGCUGACGACGUACGGAAAAGCGGCUGAUCAACUUGAAGAGAAUACGCUCGUCGCGAAGAUAUCCGUCCCGAAAAAGUGAGCGUUUUUGAGUGAAGUUUUCAAAUUUCGACGUCUUUCUCUUCAGAUGGUUCAAACACUUUUACGCGCUGGGUUUGCUCACGCUUUCUGUGUGUCUCCACUCUUUUUACUCGUUGCUACACAAUCCUAACUACCUACCGCCCGUGGUUUAUCAACUUCUGGCCACUCUUACUCGUUCCUACAGUAUACCACCGAGUGAGUUCUAAUACUUUCCUUCUCAUCUCAAAUCACGUCUUCAGUCUCUCCAUCCACAGCCCUUUUGGCUCUGGUGCUCAUCACUUUCCACGUGGCACGUCGUCUCUAUGAGACGCUGUUUGUGAGCGUCUACUCGGAUAGUCGCAUGAAUCUGUUUCAUUAUGUUGUCGGCAUCGUCCACUACGUCGUCUUGCCCUUCUCGAUUCUUUGUGAAACGCAAGGAUUUGCCACUAAAGGUAACGUGUCAACUUGUAGGAAAUGCUAACAAAUUUUGAGAAUAUGUUUGUUUAUGUUUCGAUCGAAUCGAAUUCAAACAAGGUUUUCGUCUAAACACCAUAGAGCGAAAGUAUCUAUUUCCACUAGAAUUCAAUCCUUUCCGACUUACAUCUUCAAUGUUUCAGCCGCCCGUUUCCAAAUCUCCACGACGGAAAUCGAGCUGUCCCAGUGGCUGGCGGCGGUUAUCUUCUGGGCGUGCAACUGGAAACAACAUCAGCUCGCGGAGCAGAUUGCGAAUACGCGCAAAGGUCCGCACGGACUCAUCCGCAACUACGCGUACGGAAUCUGCUUCGGCGGCUGGUUCAACCUCGUCUCCUGCCCUCACUUCUUCUUCGAGAUCUGCAUUUACGUGUCCCUGUACUUCAUCAUCCCAUCUGCCUACGUGUACAAGGUCAGUUCUCAUAUCACUCAUGUUCCAGCAUCUCCUUUCCGUCGUUUUCAGUUUGUAGUCCUGUUCGUUUGCGUCAAUCAAACAUUCGCUGCUCUGAUAACACAUGCCUGGUACCACAAGACGUUUCCCAAGUACCCGCCGGCUCGAAAAGCCCUCAUUCCCUACGUUCUGUAA